This is a messenger RNA of Trematosphaeria pertusa, 1560 nucleotides long. RefSeq lists its product as uncharacterized. The record is from RefSeq and is a predicted model, not a curated record. Lineage: Eukaryota; Fungi; Ascomycota; Dothideomycetes; Pleosporales; Trematosphaeriaceae. The transcript has 3 exons. The coding region runs from base 1 to 1119 and encodes 372 amino acids.
AUGGCCCCGAGGCGCGGUGGUAGUAGCUCAGGGAGCGGCAGCGGCGGCAGCAGCAUCUCCAUUGGUUCGUGUCCGAAUGCAUUUUCCGACAUCGUCCUCUACGAAAGCGAAAACUACAUCUACUUUUCUACCGACGUGGUUUACUUCGCCAGUUACUGCGUUUUCUUCGUUCUCACCCUCAUAGUCCUCAUCAGCAUGUGCUGCGUCCGGAAGAGGCACCCAACAGCAAAGAAGCUUACCGGGGCCGUCUAUCUGCUCUCCCUGCUCUGCAUGCUCCUUUCCUACACCCUCCGUAUCAUUGGUACUAUGCUCCGAGAGUGCGAGAAGCAAAUACCCCCUCACCUCAACGAAUGGGGAGUUGCAUACCUGCUCUUCUAUUAUCUUGGCCUGUACCUCUUGCUCGUUGUUGUGGUAUGGGGCGUAAACAACCAGCUGCGUGAGCGCCUCGGCUCCUAUCCGACAUUCUUCAAAGUCAUCUACGGCAUCAUUCUUGGCUUUAUGGGCCUUCUUACUUGUGCGUGGAUCGGCCUCAAUUGCUACAAUCAGUGGGCAUUAACCCCGGCUGGUUUGGACUCAAAUGCGGAUCCCAAGACUAUGGAGAUGCUGAGGCUCGGGGUCGCAUACUACGUUUUCUACAUUGUGUCUGUGAUUGCUUCAGGGGCACUUUCGAUAAUGACGCUCGUUUCGAUGCGCUCUAGAGGCUUCCCCUAUGGCGAUCUCCUUGGCUGGGUGAUCGUUCUCAUCUUCUGUAUGUUCAUCUGGGUUCUCUUCACCAUCAUCGAAUAUGGCUCCUAUCUGGAUUACAACAACUACCUCUCCGCGGACACCUACCGAGCCUUCCAAUACAUCGAGAACUUCUUCCAGACCUUCUCCUGGAUUGUCCUCCUAUUCCUCGCGAAGUCUCGCGCGUGGGACAACACCGCGGUGAACAACCCAAACCCGCAGGUAUACAACAACUACCCACAACAGCCGGUGCAAUACGGACAGGUGCCGCCUCCGCAACAGCAAUACGCAUACAACACUGCCCCGGGGCAACAGUACUAUUACCAGCAGCAACCGGUCUACAACGGCACGCCUUCGCCGGUGAACGGCAACCCGCAUGUAGUGCAGGUCAAGUGAAGCAGCUGAGCUUCAUAUUUCGCGUUUCGGGCUGGAAUCUUGUUUCAAGGUCGUUUGGCAUUUUGGAAAUCGGUGAACAUGCAAUCGCGUCGCAUCGAAUCUCGCCGGUUUCAGUUUACGAGGACGCUUCAGGCGGCAUCACGUCGAACAGCGAUGACCGAGAUUUUGAACCUAAUCACAGAGCGGAUCAAUUUCGCACAUGACGAAAACUAUUUUCUUUGGACACGGUUUUGUUUAGUUGGAUACCCAAUGUUGAAAAAAUGUAUGCAUUUAAUCGUCGCUCACGCUCGUUUUCGUUUCCCCAUUCUUCUCAUUGACAUCGCCCUUGGAGUCUCUCACCAGCGUUUCCUUUCCUGCCAAACGACUCCAUAUCAGUUUCAUGCCCCAGACGCCGUGACAUGCUGGCCUGUCCAUUUCCUUCGAACAUUUCCAUGAACUUAU